UUGUCCUUAUCAUUUUUUGCCAAACUUCAGCAAGGAUGCCCCGUUCAAAUUCUUUCUCCACCAAUAUGCGGAUCAGGUUCCCUGUUCUUGCCAUUUGUUUGCAAGUGAUCAUUAUCAUUUUAUUUGGAAUAUUUGUGAGAUAUACACCAGUGGACAGAUGGACCCAGCCAUCAACCAAUAUGGGAUUGUAUCCAAUCUUUCAAGAUGUUCAUGUGAUGAUAUUUAUUGGGUUUGGUUUCCUGAUGACCUUCCUGAAAAAAUACGGCUUCAGCAGUGUUAGCAUCAACUUCCUCAUUGCUGCCUUGGGCCUUCAGUGGGGCAUCCUCUUACAAGGAUUUUGGCACAUGGUAUCAAAUAAUGUCCAUAAUACCAUUGAAAGGCCACAGAUACUGGGGCAUCCAUGACCAUUCAUGCUUUCGGAGCUUAUUUUGGGUUGGCUGUAGCCAGACUCCUCUACCGGCCAGGCUUGAAAAAUGGACAUCCUAAAGAAGGUUCUGUUUACCAUUCAGACCUAUUUGCUAUGAUUGGUACUCUUUUCCUUUGGCUCUUUUGGCCCAGUUUUAACUCGGCCAUUGCAAAAUCAGCAGAGGAGCAACAGAGGGCAAUCAUGAACACAUACUUCUCUUUAGCAGCAUGCACCGUUACCACAUUUGCUUUCUCUAUUCUGGUUGAACACCGAGGCAAACUGGACAUGGUACACAUUCAAAAUGCCACCUUGGCAGGUGGUGUUGCUGUGGGUUCAUGUGCUGAUCUGGACAUCUUGCCUGUUGGGGCUUUAUUAAUUGGUAGCAUAGCAGGAAUCAUCUCAGUUCUUGGAUAUAAGUAUUUAUCUCCAUUGCUGGCCACACUGAAAAUUCAAGACACCUGCGGUGUCCACAAUCUACAUGGCUUACCUGGGCUUUUGGGAGGCAUUGCAAGUAUCAUUGCAGCUGCUGUGCAGGUUAACAGCAAUAUAUCUGUUGGGAUGCAGGCUGCUGCUCUAGGCUGCUCUGUUGCAAUUGCUAUGGUAGGAGGAGCUUUUACAGGUCAGUAAAAUAAAGACAUCUCCAGGAAAUGGGGAAGUUCAUGCAGAUCACACUUCUGCAGAUGAAUGGAUGGAUAAAAUGCAGACUUAUAUAGCAUCUUUUAAAAAAACUGAAUAAGAAUUUGCAGAACUGUUCAGUGGUGGGAUUCAGGCAGUUCGCACCCAUUCAGGUGGGUGUUACAUUACACCCCUCCGCUAUCAAAGUGGAUCCUGGGCAUUGGGCUGCAAUGGAAGUAUGGGCAAUGGAGGCUGCUUUCCUUCUUUCUUCUCCCUGCUCCUCCUCCUUUCUUUGUGCCGGCUGCUCCAUUGCUUGUUUCUCCAUUUCAGUGCAGUGCCCAGGAUUCACUUUGAUAGCAAGGCGGAGGGGAUAAUUUGCUUGGCCAAACUAACCCCGCAGUCUCCCCUACAUUGGGCCCAGCUUCAAUCAUGCUGCCAACUUAAU
Molecule: messenger RNA, 1466 nt
Organism: Thamnophis sirtalis
Lineage: Eukaryota; Metazoa; Chordata; Lepidosauria; Squamata; Natricidae
Source: RefSeq, a predicted model, not a curated record